AUAAAAGUAAUAGCGGAAGUAGCUCUCACAGAUUUGCAGAAACUAUCGAUCGGUGCAGCAAAGAGGCAGUCAGUCCUCAAACACAAUGUCUUUUGAUAAAUUUAAACCAAAGUAUAAAAUACAUUCAGAAACGGAGAAUUAUUUCAAAUUAAGAGCCGAGGCCGGAGCAAAACCUUAUGAUCAACUCACGGUAGAGGAAGCGAGGGAGGGUAAUAUUGCGAACGCUAAAAGGUUUGCUGGCACGACGGAAUUUGAAGGCACCGUGAAAGAAUUCACAGUUCCAUCAAAACAGUGCAGCGAUGGAAUCCCAAUCACAGUGUACAGAUCUAAGCAAUGUGACUUGUGUGUGGCUCCCUCUGUGUUUGUGUACUUCCAUGGAGGGGGAAAUGUGGUGGGAUGUAGACAAACUGUGGACACAAUCUGCAGAAUCUUCUCCAGAGAUGCCCCUUGUGUGGUGGUCAAUGUAGAAUAUCGUCUUGCUCCGGAACAUAAAUGGCCAGCCAACCACGAAGAUGCCAUUUGUGUUGUCCGCUGGGUGAAAAUGAACAAAGGUCUUUUAGGUGCGGUGAACCGCAGCACGGUAGGGGUAGGUGGGGAUGGAGAGGGCAGCCGCAUGGCGGCUCUUGUUUGUCAUGAGGUCCCAGAUUUGGGGUACCAGGUAACAUGCAUCUUUCAUGCAAGUGCUGCAUGACUGCAUGUUGUGUCUGCUCUUCAGUUUCAAAUUUUUAUUUUGAUUUGCCUUUAUUUGAUUUAUCAAAAACAAUCGAAUUCGUCUCCUCAAUGAAAUUAGGGGCUAGGGUAAUACCUUCAACCUCGACCUAGACUUUUUUGGAUGAGUAUCCA
This is a messenger RNA of Saccostrea cuccullata (small rock oyster), 843 nucleotides long. Its product is annotated as ethyl acetate hydrolase-like. The record is from RefSeq and is a predicted model, not a curated record. The coding region runs from base 86 to 691 and encodes 201 amino acids. NCBI's taxonomy places the organism in Eukaryota, Metazoa, Mollusca, Bivalvia, Ostreida, Ostreidae. The transcript has 4 exons. Gene Ontology annotation, molecular function: hydrolase activity.